Molecule: messenger RNA, 587 nt
Organism: Aricia agestis (brown argus)
Lineage: Eukaryota; Metazoa; Arthropoda; Insecta; Lepidoptera; Lycaenidae
Product: MD-2-related lipid-recognition protein-like
Exons: 4
Coding region: 51-506 (151 amino acids)
Biological process (GO): sterol transport
Molecular function (GO): sterol binding
Source: RefSeq, a predicted model, not a curated record
GAUAAAAGCGGCUGCGUCCAAAGUGCGGGCGUACUCGUCAGUCGGCUAUCAUGAGGGUUGCUCUGGUUGUGUUGGGUUGCCUGGGGCUGGUGAUUGCUGACGUGCCGGCAUGGACCAAGUGUAGCGAAGCUUCGGAUGAGGUGUGCAGCAUCUCCGAGAUCCGUGUAGACCCCUGCAAGGACCCAAACGCGUGCAAGUUCAAAAAGGGAAAGCAGGCGACCAUCGACAUCGACUAUACCCCAAGUUUCGGCGGCGGCAAGAUCAAGACUGGUCUAUUCUGGGCGAGCCCCAACGGUGAUGUUCCGUUUGCUGAGCUCAACGACGCCGACGCGUGCCAGUUCACCGCGUGCCCGCUGCAGGCCAACACGCCAGCUCAGUUCCACUACGGCCUCUAUGUUGGCAAGAAGUUGCCCAGCGGCAACUACCCACUAAAAUGGAAGCUGUGGAAUGAAGAAGACCGCACCCAGUUCUGCUGCUUUAAGAUGAACGUCAAACUUGCCAAAUGAAACACAACUUGUAGCUAAGUUUCGUGGGCUUGUCGGGCAGCUAGUUGUGUUUAACUGAACGAAUAUACUUAAUUAUUUAAU